AUGAACGACUUCGACGAUAUAGAAAUGCCAGACGCGGGCGAUGAGUCCGACAACGAGUCCAUCACUUCAAGUGUCAUCAGCAUCACCACUCCACCAACCGCCGCGUCACGCAUUCACACAGCCAUGGAUCCUCCCCGCUUACCUCCUUGGACAAACAUCAACGGUACCGCCCACGAGACAGACUGGAAACAGCAUUCCUGGCGCUACACAGCACGCAAAGAUGCCCACGGUACUGGCAUUGAAGUUCGCCCACUAGACAUUGAUGGGUUUGACGGUUAUGAGCUUCCAGAUUGGGAUAACAUGUUUUACUGGCCUGCGAAGUAUCCUCUUGGUCCUCCGACGCAGGAGCAGAAAUGGCAUGGUUUNAUUGGAAAAUGGGGCUUUCCUGUGCUCGAAAAGGCUGGGUUUUUGCGAUAUGAUGCGCCAGAAGAGGAGGAGUAUAUGGCACCAAUCGGACGACUAGCACGAGCAAGNAACCCAGGUCAGGACGAUGAAAAGCGCAUCCAUCCAGUUCUGAGAAGAGAGAUGUGGAAGGAUAUCGAUGACGAGGAGUAUGGGCUACUGGAGCCGGCUUUGCUGUUGGCGAGUGCGUUGCUUGAUGAUCCGGCCACCCUUACCUUUUUGUACGCUGUUGCGGAUGUCAAGGCUAUGGCAGAAUUUGAGGAUGAGGUUCAUGGUGUAUGUAAGGUUGUGAGUGUACCUGCCACUUUGACCAAUGCACAGCAGACUGCGGUCUACCAAAAGAUUCUGGCCAUGCGCAACUGGAUGACUUGGACCUUUGCACCUCAACGGGACAUGGUAGCAGACUGCGCUUUUGGAUUGGCCGAAUGGCGAGAAGAUGCCAGUGGCGACAAAAUGAGAGCGUCAGGCGAGUAA
Messenger RNA from Aureobasidium vineae, 876 nucleotides. NCBI's taxonomy places the organism in Eukaryota, Fungi, Ascomycota, Dothideomycetes, Dothideales, Saccotheciaceae. The record is from the annotation of a GenBank genome assembly.